Messenger RNA from Styela clava, 2242 nucleotides. RefSeq names its product transmembrane protein 45B-like. The record is from RefSeq and is a predicted model, not a curated record. Lineage: Eukaryota; Metazoa; Chordata; Ascidiacea; Stolidobranchia; Styelidae.
GUCUACUUGCACUAAAGCCUCCAAAGAGGAUUAUUUUCAUUCUAGUGGUAAUGUUUGUGUGAGAGUUUCUCUCAAAAAUUAGAGUUGUGUCAGAAUAUAUGGAAUUGAAUAUGUUCAAAAUUAAAUUAAUGAUAAAAAUGACAAUUUUCAUAAUGUAGUUGCACCAAAAUGCCCUAAGGCAAAUCUUCUCUGAUAGUAUACUAAGAGUUUAUAUAAUUGAUUCAGUUAGUUGAAGAGGGAGUAUAAUGGAUUAAUGAGGCAUGAGAAAAGUUUGAAUAUUGAGUUAUCAAAUACACUGUAGAGAUAUACCAGUAAGGUAUACAUUGAGGUAUACUAAAUAUUAUGUAUUUUGAAUAUGUUAACAUAAACAUUGAUAACAAAGUUUUAUUCUCAGCAACAAAACUUUCGAUCUAGAAGGAGUAUAUAAUAAGUAGAAUUAUUCAGGUUAUUACAACAAAUAGCUCAGAUAGAAUGGGUUCGUGGUCUGGACAUACAUUGCCUGGAUCCUUGUUUAUUUUAUAUGGAUUGACUUGGGCAAUCAAGACAUCAUACAGAUACUUCUUCACCAGUACAAUACGCCCUAAUACAGGAAGAAGAUGUGCAAAAUUCAGGAGUGAAAUUCUUGAAGCAUUGUCAAAGAUUAUACUUGCUGGGUUUGGAUUACUGAUAGAACAACUGUUACCAUGGGAACCCUGGUUUCGUCUAACAGAAAAAACAACUAACGAGUUCACAAGAGCAAAUAACUGGUCGCAUAGUACAAUGUAUGCAUUCUUCCUGAUAUCAGGAAUUGUUGAUAUACUUGUAAUGAAGAUGCCUAAAGUAAUGCCACAUUGCAUCCAUCAUAUCUGCCAUGGACUAGCAUAUGCAAUUGAAGGAUAUUUGUUUUACUUUCACACUCAUGGACGAGAAGAAUUAGACAUUCGCGUUCAUGUAUUGCUUAUCAUUGCUAUCUGGCCAGUUAGUUUGAUACUAUUCCUAUUAGCAACAAUAGAUAAUAAUACAAAUUUUUCGAACGGUUAUGUUAUUGCUCCACAAUUGAGACAUAAGAUGAGGAAUGAUAAUAUGUUGCAAAGGGACACAACAUCCUUAUUGAAUGAUCAGAAUGAAGACAAUUCUGAUGAAAAUAUUCAACUGAGAGAGAAAUCACCAUCUAGUGGACAGUGGACAAAUUUAGCAGAUGACAAUCAGAAUUAUUACAAACAAGAAGAUAUAGUAAAAGUUCUAUCAAAUCAAAAGAAAAUCUUCACAAUGGAACUCUGCAUGGCAAUAGCUAUAAUUCUACAAGGAACAUGGUUCUGGCAGACAGCCUAUGUGCUAUAUCCACCCAAUGGAGAACCAUGGGAGCAGGGAUCUCAUAAAAACAUCGCAUUUUUAACAAUGUUCUUCGCCUGGCACUUGUUACUUGCAAUGCUAGUCGUGGCUGGAAUAUUUAUGUUUUUUGGAAUUCUCAGUUGCAAAACGAGAAGACAAUCACAAAACAGAAGUUACUUGAGUCUACGAGAUGAACUACCAUGAUUUCUUCAUAUUAUUUUAAUGGAAUUUCACUGUUACUGUAAACAUCUCAAUUAACAUGCACCUUGAAGUUCAUAGAAUGACUAACAUUGACUUACUGCUGCAAAUUAUAAAAGUUUCAAUAUUUGUCUGUAUUUAUUAUAGCUGAAGAAAUAUCGUACAUAAUUAGCAUUUGUCAAAAUGACGCUACGCCAUCAGAAAAUCUGAGUUUAAUUAAGGAUUUAAGAAUGACUUAAGCUAUAACUUCCCAGCCUCUUUUUAAAAAACUAAUAAGAUUUGACAUAAAUCGUGGUUUCAUUCUUUUCACCAAAUUGCAUCAAUUUUGAAUGUCGUUCCAGCAAUCUUACAUGUCUUCAUGGGCUGACUAAUCUUGCUUUGUUCAUUAUUUCUUCAUUUUAUACAACACUGAAAUUGAUGGGAUUGUUUUGCACAAUACUUUCUUAUUAACAUGUUAUUUCACAUUUCUUCAUUGAUUGAACACAUUACUAGCUCAUUCAGAUAUCAUUACUACAUGAACGCAAUAAUUAUUUUAUUUGUAUUGUCAUCUUUUGAUAGAGAUUCAAGUCAGUGAGUUGACAUAAGCAUUAUGGUUUACACCAGGGUUCCCAACUUUUGCCAACCGCAAAAUUGAUUUUAUUGCAAUUUCGUAUGCAUAAUAAUAUGUUGUAUUGUUUGAUCAUAAUGGGAUUUGGAAUCUACCAGUCAAAAUAGAACUAUGAAUACCUUCGUG